GUGGAAGAUGUCCCUGCACACAGCAGSGGUGGAACGGGAUGAGCUUUGAGGUCCCUUUCCACUGGAACCAUUUGGGGAUUCUGUAAACACCGAAGAUGAAGAACCUCCAUAAGGAGAGUGUUUUGAAUUACUUUGCCAGGUUUGCUACAACCCCAGUGCUGUUGCAGCUGUGGAUUAUGGCUUUAAGGCAAAAAGUUCCCCUCUGGUCCCUGUGAGAGCCUUAUCCUCACCUUGCGAUCCUUCCUGCUGGCAUUAGCAGCAGUCACAAACAGUUCAUGGGAAGGAAGUUGUGUCUGGGAAUCAACGGGAAGGCUCAGCUUUCCCUGUUAAGGUGUGUCCUUGUUUACCCUGUGCAGGGGCUUUGAGGCUGCUCACAGUCACCUGGAUUUGAGGGUUAUAAAUACCUCAGUUCACAGAAGUGUUUUCGGUCAUCUGAGCAUCAAAACUGAAUUAUUGGGGUCAGGAUCUGUGGGUUAGUGUUUAGGCAAAGCAGCUUGUGAGAGUAUUCUUCAGACUGGAUUUCCAUGUGCUUUUAUUAUUAUUUAUUCUGUUUAGGGAAGCAGUCACCUCUUACUAAAAUAAAGACUGAUUAUAACAUAACUCUGUAUUUACGUCACUAACAAAUGCUCUUCUGCAAAGCAGCCUGUACAGCAAUGCCUUUAUGUUCCAUAAUAACAUUCAUAUUCUGAUCUUACGGCUGAAAYGCAGCAGUUUAUGUAAACCAAGUGAAGCCUAUGCAGAAGACUGUGCCGAGACUUAUUUCACCUUAUCUUAAAGCAUUUAAGGACAGGUUAAAGUAAGUUCUCCUGUCAUGGAAAUAGGUGUGUGCUGAUUUAUUUGUGUUUGUUUCAAGACAGACUUUUAUGCAGCACAUGAAAUGCUUUUUGAUGUCUUUGAUGCUGUCUUCUGCUGCCAGAGUUAAAGGGGAUGAGUUUUGUGUUUGRUUUGGGCUUGAAAGGGAUGAUUUUUUCUGGUAGGCAUUCAUUACAUCAUUUUAUUUUUGGGGAGCUUUCUGUUUCGUAGUUACUCUGUUUAAGUGAGUGGAGUUCAGUGAGCUCAGUCAAGCUGCAGGGGCAGCUGGAAGAAGUUGUAGAUGAAAGAACCAUAUUGAUUAYUCGUCCUUCUCAACAGUGGUUUUCUGAUCCCAACGUCCCCUCCAAUUCCAGCAUGACAGUCGAGUAGMACUGCUGGACCAUCUUUGCCAAGCUCUUCUCUUAGGAAACGCCAGCAACUCCUCACAGCACGGAGGACCAGCAUGAAUGUGAACUGUGCUGGAGGCACAGACUGGUCAAGAAAUCAGGAGUCCAGUUGUCCUGUGGAAAACAGAACUGUAGCAGCCCAUGAGUCAGAAGAAAGUUCUGUGGUGUUAGGAGGUCACAGCCCUGCAGUUCCCAGGGCUGAAAGUCUGGACUCUGAAUGCCGACACAACACUUGCCCAGUAAGUCCCCAGAUCAGUAGCAUGCUCUCUGCUCCUGAAGARCCUCACAACUGCCAUUUCCCAGAUGGAAAUAAGAGACAGCCGGAAUAUUUUAAUACCCAGGAACGCCACGGAUGCUGCGCUUUGUCUUCAAGCAGCAGUUCCCAGACAGUGGCUCCAGAGAAAGUGACCUUGGUGGUGGAUGGCACCCGCUUUGCAGUGAAUCCCCAGAUCUUCACUGCUCACCCUGAUACCAUGCUGGGAAGGAUGUUUGGGCCAGGCAGAGAGUACAAUUUCACCAGGCCAAAUGAGAAGGGCGAAUACGAGAUCGCAGAAGGGAUCAGCUCGGCCGUGUUCCGCACCGUGCUGGAUUAUUACAAAACYGGAAUCAUUAACUGCCCAGAUGGGAUUUCCAUCCCAGACCUUCGAGACACAUGUGAUUACCUCUGCAUAAACUUUGAUUUCAACACAAUCAAAUGUCAAGAUUUAAGUGCUCUGUUACAYGAGCUSUCCAACGAYGGGGCUCACAAGCAGUUUGACAGCUACCUGGAGGAGCUGAUCCUGCCCAUCAUGGUGGACAGCGCCAGGAAGGGCGAGCGGGARUGCCACAUCGUCGUGCUGACAGAUGAGGACACCGUGGACUGGGAUGAGGAUCAUCCCCCUCCCAUGGGAGAGGAGUAUUCACAAAUCCUUUACAGUUCCAAGCUGUACAGAUUCUUCAAGUACAUCGAGAACCGGGACGUGGCAAAAGCUGUGUUAAAGGAACGGGGCCUGAAGAACAUUCGCAUUGGCAUUGAAGGGUAUCCCACGUGCAAGGAGAAGGUGAAGAGGAGGCCUGGUGGCCGCUCCGAGGUGAUCUACAACUACGUGCAGAGGCCGUUCAUCCAGAUGUCCUGGGAAAAGGAGGAGGGCAAGAGCCGCCACGUUGAUUUCCAGUGUGUUCGCAGCAAAUCCCUAACAAACCUGGUCACAGUGGGGGAUGAUGUGUCAGAGGACCAUGAGGUUAUAAUGCAUCACCCYCCCCAAGUGGAUGAACUGGACAGGCUGAACGCCCCCUUCUCCCAAAUGGUUGUUAACGAUCUACCGGAUUAGCGUGGCUCAGGGUGGAGAAUCCUGCUGGAUGUGGGAACCUCUCGCCGUAGUUUCAUCCCAGGUGAUGGGACACAGACUCCUGCAAGGUGCUUUAUCCUCGUUCAUGCUCUUACUACGUUGUCGUAUUUCAAGCAUGUUAAUAAAGAGCCACACUCCAUAGUCUUAAUUGUGCAAUCAAAAGCAACAUCUCCUCAGACAAAAAGAAAUGAUCUGUUGUUUCUACUACAAAGGCUUCUGGAUUGUGGGUGCUGAAUAUUUUAUCUAGACUUCUGAAAGAAGAGCACAAGUGUGUAGAAACGUCUUGCUUGACAUGAGAGAGGAAAUUCUGGGCCUGUCAAGACAAAGCUUUCCUUUACCAUUAGGCACAGCUUUGUUUUUGUGAGGAUCAAUUACAGAAGACUGAACAUCAAAGCAGGACAGAUGAUAUUCUUUAUCAACCAGCAGAAAUGUAGCACAGUGUGACAGCAUAAGCCUGAGCGUGGAGGAAUCUGUUUGCACUGCCACCUGGCUUUGGAUCCAGCGUGGUGUACUGCUGCCUGAGGGAAGGAGGARCCAGUUCCAUAGGAAGCACAUGCCUGUUCACAGGAAUUCCCUAUCUAUACUUCUCUGUGAGAUGGAAUUGUUGUUUUAGGGAUGUUUUCUGUUCAGUAAAAAUGAGUAGAUCAUGCUAAAGGAAAACCCAAAAGAGACUGUAGCUGAUAUUUUACCAACAAAAUAAAUCUGUUAAUAGCCAAA
This is a messenger RNA of Malurus melanocephalus (red-backed fairy wren), 3244 nucleotides long. RefSeq names its product potassium channel tetramerization domain containing 20 (gene KCTD20). Gene Ontology annotation, molecular function: protein binding. The transcript is spliced from 9 exons. The record is from RefSeq and is a predicted model, not a curated record. Lineage: Eukaryota; Metazoa; Chordata; Aves; Passeriformes; Maluridae. Gene Ontology annotation, biological process: positive regulation of phosphorylation. The coding region runs from base 1256 to 2509 and encodes 417 amino acids. Gene Ontology annotation, cellular component: cytoplasm.